Pelagomonas calceolata is the source of this 1355-nucleotide messenger RNA. The record is from the annotation of a GenBank genome assembly. Lineage: Eukaryota; Pelagophyceae; Pelagomonadales; Pelagomonadaceae.
GCAGCGGCGGCUUGCUCGGCGUGUUGCGGCCUAAACGACAGGCCCACAGCCCCUGACGAAGGCUAAGCAUCGCUCUGGUCCGAGCAGCACGCUGUCGUAGCGCGUAGCGCCGCCAAGGCAUCACACCACACCACCCUGCCAAAAACCACUGCCAAAGUGUACGCAGCGCUACGCGGCGGGGCGCCAGUACUCGAAAAAAAGGCCGUCCUCACACCGCGCGUCGCUGCCAGCCGCAAGAAACCGUUGCCAAAAGACCGCAGAGCAUGUUCCACCUCCCCGGACGAGGUACCACGGCCCUCACCGUCAAAAGCUCACCACCGAAGACCGCGCAAACGGCGACGCGACUCGGUGUCAGGGCGGGCGUCCUCACAAAACGCGACGAGCGCGGCGCGUGGCAACGCCGGUACUGCGCUCUAGUCCCGCAGACGUUACUAUUUUACUAUGAUGAUGAAACGAGUGACGACGCGCGCGGUAUUAUCGACUUGGAGUACUACGGCGACGUGCAGAUCGUGCGGGGCCGAACGCUACGUCUAGCCACCGCCUCUGACGUUCCACUGCGAUCCUUCUUCUUCCAGGCGGAAACGGAGGAGCAGGCCCAGAAGUGGUGCGAAGCUUUGAGUAGGGAACGGUAUUUUGUGGUCGCCGAUGAAAGAGAUGCGUACAGAGAACUGCAGGGCGAGUUCUCGACGACGCGCGCGCAGGACGACGAGUCGUGCUCAAAGAUGCGGGAGGCUUCUCAAGAAAGAAAUGCGGCGGCUUCGUUAUCGGAAAAACGAGCAGCCGACGCGUUGGAGGUUUUAAGGGAUCAGGCCUUGGCCCUCGGUCUCGCGCCGCGUCAGGCGGCUGCGUUAACUACACCAGCAGCCGCAGCACGGGAGGUGGCCCACCGGCUCCACUUCUGCGGGCGACGGCGCGAGUCCCUCGAACGGGCGUUGCAGGCGCUCGAGACGUCACAGCCGGAGCCGCCCGAUGCCGCGGAAAAGCGUCAGUCUACCAUCGCCGCAUUGCGAGCGAAAUUAGCUUCACAAAAACAAAAGACGGCCCACGCCUCGACGUCGCGGCUCGCCGCCGACGCGCGGCGCGACGCGGCUCUCCAGACCGCGCGCGCGGCGCGGGCCGCGGUCGCCGCCGCGGCUUCCAGAAGGUCGCGCGCCGAGCGGAGCGCGGCGGAGCUCGUCGACCAGAAGCGCGUGCUCGUGAGGGAGGUGCGCGAGCGGCGCGCGCGGCUCGACGACGCGCGGCGCGUGUCGUCGUCGCUGGAACACGCUGCAGAUUUGCCGGCCGCCGUCGCGGGGCUGAGCGUGGACGACGCCGUCGAGCGUCUGAGAAGGGGGUCGGCGCCGAUGGUCGGGUAA